AGUUGUCUCAUCAUGUAAAUAAAAUAAAAUUUAUUUCUGUAUGAUCAAACAUGGGGAGUGAAGUAAUAAACCCCAUCAAGACACGGUUCGACAUAAGCAUGUCGAGAAGAACCCGAAAGCCAUGGUCAAGUCUCAUCAACGAGCAACAAGAGGUCCAAGACUUAUCCACGCAAAGCUCACAACCAGAGAAAGAACAAGAACAAGAGGAAGACCAAGAGGUUGAUCGUAAGAGUUUGAACAAUCUGAUGCGAUGCGAGCAAGAAACGAAUGAAGAAGCUCAAGUUAACAACAAGAGCUCUCUAGGUCAACAUUUCGGGGACGACAAGGGGAUCAAGCAGACGAUGCAAUUGGUGGUGAAGAAAGAAAAGCAAGGUGGUGAAAAUGGUGUGAAAUUCAAAGGUAUGAUGGGUCGAUAUGUUAAGGUCUUGAGCGGUUUGAUAAAGGCCAAACGUGACCGCAAAACAUCGGUAUUACGGUUCAAAACUUAAUUUACAUUCACAUACAUACGUUCAUGUGCGUGAUCAUAUAUACGCGUAUAUUUAGUUAUUACUUAUUAGAUAUGUUUCGCGUACGUACGUAUUAUUGAUGUGCAGGUAUGUUGUUGACAUAUUGGUUUUGACUUUUGAGAGUGUAAUUAGCACCAUUUAGUUUUGAGUGUCUUUUUUAUAUAUAUAAGAAUCUCUUGUGUUUUGUUUUGAGCUCUUGCCAAUUUUUCUUUUUUUUUUGU
Eutrema salsugineum is the source of this 727-nucleotide messenger RNA. RefSeq lists its product as uncharacterized. The transcript has a single exon. The coding region runs from base 51 to 488 and encodes 145 amino acids. The record is from RefSeq and is a predicted model, not a curated record. NCBI's taxonomy places the organism in Eukaryota, Viridiplantae, Streptophyta, Magnoliopsida, Brassicales, Brassicaceae.